Messenger RNA from Paramecium sonneborni, 1397 nucleotides. The record is from the annotation of a GenBank genome assembly. Lineage: Eukaryota; Ciliophora; Oligohymenophorea; Peniculida; Parameciidae.
CUCAUAUUAGAAAAUGAAUAUUGCAGAGAGAUUAUAAAGAGAAGCUGAAAAGAAAAGAAUAUAGUAAGAAGAAAAAAUGAAAGGAGGAAAUAAAGCCAUAAAAGAAAAAUAUGAAGCUGAAUAUUCGGAAAACAAAAAUAAAUUGAGUUAAGAAAUUAAGCAAGACAUUAAAUUAAUCUCUCAAUAAUAUCCUAGUUUCUAAGUAAAUUCAAUUUACAAUUAACAAGAAAUUUGCUUUGUACAAAAUUUAUAAGUAGUUCGAUUUCAAUAGAGAGAUUGCAAAUGAAUUCAUUAGCAUUUAAAUCUAAAAUUAAAAUCAAUAAGAUAAUGAUGAUGAUGAUUGGAUUGAAAUUACAAGCAAAAGAAAAACACUUAUUUAUAAGAUGUCUAAAUCAAAUGACAAUAAUUAAAAAUAAAAAAGAUCAUAAUCUGUGACUAAUAAAUAUGAAUCAGAAAAUAAUUAAUCAAGAUAAUCGUCAAAUUUUAAUGAAAAUAAAUAGAGAACUUAAACAAGAAAUGCUUCAGGAGAUAAAAAAAGAGAAAUUUCUCCGAGAAAGUUCGAUUAUCAAAAUAAAAAUUAUGAGAAAAUUGAAAAUUAUCGAAAUAAUUUUAAGUAAGAUGGACGUAGAAAAUAUUAACUAAAUUACAAACCAAGAACUCCUAAUUAAAAUACAUUUUAGCCUAAAUAUAUAUAUGUACCAAAAAAUUAAUAUGAUGAAUGUCCAUAUGUGCCUAAAUCAAUUAUAGCUUAAACUUAAAAUAUAAUCAAUCAAAAUUUGUAAGAAUAAAAUUUGAAUAUUAAUAAUUAAAAUAAAGAAUUGCUUUUUUAAUAAUCAAAUACAGAUCAAUCUAAAUAAGAUCAUGUUUCAUAAACAAUAUAAAAUAAAUUAGUAUCUAUAAAUUAAGAUAAAAUAAAAUAAGAUUAAAUUAAUUAAUAAGAAUAAUAAUAAUAAGAAUAAGUAAGAUUAUAAUAAAUAAGAUAAGAAUAAAUUAGAUAAGAAUAAAUUAGAUAGGAAUAAAUUAGAUAGGAAUAAAUUAGAUAGGAAUAGUAAAGAUAAGAAAAGUUGAGACAAGAACAAAUUAAAUAAGAAUAAUAAAUAUAAAAUGAAUAAGUUAAAUAAGAAAUGGUUAGAUAGGAAUAAAAAAGGUUAGAUUAAGAAUAAAAUAUUGUAAAUUACCCCCUUUAAUUUAAUUGUUAUAAUCAAUUUCUCUCAUAAGAUUUAUCCAAAUAAUAGCCAAUGAAUUAACAAUUUAAGGGUUCGAUGUUCACUCCUUAAUUCUAGAUAGCUACUUAAGGAUUUAUGUAAUAAAAUUAAGAACAUCUAGACAUUAACAACCAGGCUUCUGUCUAUGAUAUGCUUAUGAGUUACAUUAAUUACGAAUGAGCUUAAAUAUUG